Molecule: messenger RNA, 1335 nt
Organism: Alternaria viburni
Lineage: Eukaryota; Fungi; Ascomycota; Dothideomycetes; Pleosporales; Pleosporaceae
Exons: 5
Coding region: 1-1335 (444 amino acids)
Source: RefSeq, a predicted model, not a curated record
AUGGCGCAGUUAUUGGUAGAAGUGCCCGAAGCCGUCAUUCUAUGCGAGCAAUACCUGGAAAUCUAUCCCGGACGUAAUAUCAUACAGUUGUUUGUAAAUGACAUCUACACCAACCUCCUUCUGGCCCUUAAAGAAAUCCUCAGAUGGUAUAUUCAGUAUGCCUGGAGUAAUUCCUCAUACAGUCUCUUGGGGAACAAUCCCUACGGAGAAAUGAUCAACCAAUCCCUCCACAACAUUGGCCGGUCUAAGGGUCUCCUCAUCGAAGAGUCUCAAUUGUAUUUGGCGCGGUCGCAACGAGCCACACUUUCUACAGCACCCAAGAUCGACGUGCAAUCUCGCGAGACCAACUCAACGACUGUCGGCGUGGGUGGAAGAUUGGCAGAGUUCCAAGAAGAGUUCGAAGAAACGACGAAGACACAUGGCAAAGAGAUGGACGCACUGGACGCAAUCAAAGAAACGUUGAAGCCAUAUGGCGAAGGGGUGGGCGGACUAGGCGUACUCAAGAAAACUCUAGAUGGGGCAGUGAGAGAUGCCAGAUGGAAUGACGACGAAUUCGAACAGCAACAUGACGAAGCCUUGAGACAAGUAGAGCUCAGGGCCGCCAGGGAUAAGCAAAGGACAGCCGAGCUUGCAGAGCCUGUCGCCAGAACAGCGAUCACCCCAGAAAAUCUCAUGAAAGAGUUGAAUUUGAAACCAGCCAAGCAUACACAUACAUCAGAAGUCCCCAUGGUGCUCAAGCAUGCACAGGAAGGUCAAAGCGCAUUCGAGACGACAUCGCCAAUGAGCUACCUCAUAUCGGCUCUCUACUUAACGCUAGAACAGGCGCCGCGCACCCUGGUCCUCCCUUUCUUCUGUGGGAGAAGCAAAGCAAGCUACGGACCCAAGUUCAUGCUUCGGGCGCUACUCGCCCAGCUUCUCGAUCUUUGCAAUACGCAUGGGUACACUGGCAAAGGAGGUGUACCCAUACUCUCAUUUCUUGGACACGAAGAAAGGGCGCAGUUGAAGGAGCAGGACUGCGUGACGUACACAAGAGUGCUCGCGCAACUGCUACAAGAGCUGCGAAAGGAGUAUAGCGCAAUCUUCAUCUUGAUCGACGGUCUUGACUUAUAUGAUUCGGGAUUCGAGGAAGGCAUGGAUGAUUUCGUUGAGGGUAUGAAGCAGCUGGUCAAAUUUUGCAACAAGCCAGAUGACAAAACGCCUGGUGGUGUUCUCAGGGUGCUCUUGACAACAGCCACAUCGUCGAGGUGCUUCGAUUCUCCUGCGAAGCCACUGGUCGUAAUUGAUGUGCCGAAUUAUAUAGAGGGGAUGUUGGACGGGUUCCCGAGUGGUAAUUAG